Messenger RNA from Stegodyphus dumicola, 2967 nucleotides. RefSeq lists its product as uncharacterized. Gene Ontology annotation, biological process: regulation of transcription by RNA polymerase II. Gene Ontology annotation, cellular component: nucleus. Gene Ontology annotation, molecular function: RNA polymerase II cis-regulatory region sequence-specific DNA binding; DNA-binding transcription factor activity, RNA polymerase II-specific. The record is from RefSeq and is a predicted model, not a curated record. Lineage: Eukaryota; Metazoa; Arthropoda; Arachnida; Araneae; Eresidae.
GAAGCAUUUUCGCAAAAUGAUAAAAAAAAUUAAAAUUGUAAUAUUUGAGGCUUUUGAUUCAGCGUAUUGAUAGAAGGUAAGUAAAGUGAAUAUUUUUUUUUUUUUUUUUCCAGAGGAUCUCAGUUCCAUGCGAAGAUACCGAACUGCGUUUACGAGGGAGCAGCUGGCGCGACUAGAGAAAGAAUUUUGCCGGGAGAACUACGUCUCCAGACCGAGGAGGUGCGAACUGGCGUCCGCGCUUAAUUUACCAGAAUCGACUAUCAAGGUUUGGUUUCAGAAUCGGAGAAUGAAAGACAAACGACAGAGACUGGCUCUUGCUUGGCCGUACGCCGAUCCUCAUUUUGCGGCGUACCUAAUCAACGCUGCGGCUUACUCCGGCUAUCCUCUGCCACCACCUUUCGCCGGGUAUUACGCAGCCACCUCCAUUGCCACGCGCUAUCCACCGGCCGCCACUGCUCCGUAUCUGGCAAGCCCCCACGUCCCUCCGGCAAGAGCUCCUAUACCUCCCCCUCCGCCUCAGCCAUUAGUCACAGCUGGGACAUACGUCAGGAGUGCAGCUGAUGCCCCCCAAUUUACAACUUUUGGAGCACCUUGCGUGGAUCCCUGCCGAUGUCAUCUUGUGGGUUUCCAACCUCGCCCUGUUGUCUCCUCCAGUCCUCCAACACCACCCUUAGCAUCCUCUCAAGAAUCGCCGCGAGCGACCGUCACCACAUCACAGACCUCCCAACAGAGAACAACCCAGUUGUUUCAGCCAUACAAGACAGAUCUAGAAAGACCAUGACUUUGAAGAACUCGCACUUUAUUUUCCUGUGACCCAUUGUACAGCGUUUUAUUACACUUAAGAAGGAAUACAUGCUGAGAAUGUGGAACAAUCGACUAUUAGACUUAGCAAAAGUUGGACUUUCUUGCUGAAUAGAAAAACUAUACAUGAUAAAAGAAAACUGAAUGGCUACUAAAAUCAAAUAGUUAGAGCCAAACAUCAAUGUUUACCGAAAUGGCAUUUUAGUUCCUUCAGCUCACUGGUUUCUUACAAUCUAUUUGUCGCCACAGUAAAUUUGAAAGUUUAAUUACGUGGCGUUUAGAAUUAUCUACCGAAUGUAUAAUAUUUUCUUUAUAGAAUUCUAACCAAGAACGGCAAUUUAUUUUGUGUUUAAAAGUGUACAGUUUAUUUUUAUCUCAUUUGAUAUGCAUUCAUGCUAAGGUUUAUUGUUUCCUAUCCUUGAGAGUUAAUCAAAUUUUUUAAAGGUUAUUUAAUUUUAAGGGUUAUUAAUUUUAUCUAAUCAUUAAAAUUCUUAAAUUUUCGUAAAAUAAGCUAUUGUAUCAUGUAAUUAGAAUGUAUCAUGUAUUGUAUCAUGUAAUUAGAAUACUAUAAAUAAUAAGUAUUCUAAUUACAUGAUUUUUUAUAGUUCGAAUUCAUUGAAAACUCCGAGAAACAUCGUAGACUGAGAGUUCUUAGUAUUUAAUAAUUCUGUACUUUUCUGAUAGGAGACAGGAAGAAAAGCGGAAAAAAAAAUUCAGAAUGCCUAUUAAUAAUAUAAUAUAUUAAUAAUAUAUUAAAAAAAUAUACAUUCUUAUACUAUUUAGCAAUCCAAGUCCCAAAGACAGUAGAAGAUUUAUUUUUAUAUAGGAUUACUUUUACUUUGAUCACAAAUAACGGAAAUAAAAUAUUUUUUGCAAGGAAAGCACAAAAAGGGGGACAACAAAAAUAAGUAAGGCAAGCAAUUUUUUUAUAUCAUUUAAUGAGAAGGAAAUAUUUAUUCUAAAAAGGAAAAGCAAAUAUGCAAAAUAUUUCAUUCUUACUCGAGAUGAAAACAAAUAAUGAGUUUAAUUUAAAGCACCUACGAUUAUUGCGCAUAAUUUCCGUUCGCAUAUAUUUGUCAGUUUUUAGAGAAAUUUAAAUACAUUUUAAAUCUUAAAUGAGCUUAUCGAACAUAAUGUACUAAUUGGAAAAACUUAACAAUCCUACAAUUGAUUCUUUCUUAAUAUCAUUUGAAACUUCAUACGCAUAGAAGCAAUUAACCUUUAGUUGAAGUGCUAUUUUCAAAGCAAACUAGCAGUAUUUUGAAUAAUUUUGCUCUAUUUGUAUAUUCUUAAAAUUUUAUUUGAUUUGUAUAUGCAAUUAUUAUUAUUAUUUAUUCAAAUUUUCACAAAUAUUUGAAAAUGAUUCAUGGCAUUAAAUGAAAAUGUCUAUACUAGUCAUACCAUGAUUUUCUUGAACGUUGCGUGUUGCUUACAGGAGUUUCGUUCAUAUGAUAAAGAAUAUUCUAAAUUCUUUAUAAACUUUUUUUCUCGGAUGUGAACACGUUCUAAGAGAGAUAGUAGCAAUGUUAAUUUAUUUAGAAGCAGAGGUUACGCCAUCUAUCGAACAUUAGAAAUACCAUUAUCUAGUAAAUCAAAGGUAGAGUUUUGAUAGGUGAAUAAAGAAUGAAGUAAAGUACAUACGUAUGAGGAAAAUAGACAUAAAUAUAAAAAAGUAAUAAACUAUUAUAAAGAAUAGUUAAAAACCACUAUUUUUUAAAAUAAUAAUGGAUUGAUUUGAACUUAAAGAUUUAUUAACUAAAAGUUUUAAUUUGACUUUAAAGAACAAUUUGAGCUUUAAAGAAAGAAACUUAAUAAAAAAUAUUUUUCGUUUGUACAGAUGAAAAUCUAUAACCUUUUUUUUUACAUCAUUCUUAUGUAGAUUUAAACAAUCUGCUGAUCAUAAUCUUUAAUUACUCAUUUAGAAUUAUUUUCAUUCAGUUCACAUCGAGAAAAUGCUUGCAACGAAUAUUGUUUGGUUUCAUAUAAGAGUUAAUUCAAUUGGUUUUAAAUAUUCGCAGAAACUCUUAAGCAAACGUUUAAAAUGUGAAGAAACUCCUGUAAACUGAUCCACUAUUGUUGUUUGUAAAUAAUGUAAAUUUGUACGGUACCUUUUUCAGUGUUCAGCACAGAAAUAAAAGAAGAUUUAAUAAAAUUUUCACACCCUCA